Molecule: messenger RNA, 1411 nt
Organism: Rubroshorea leprosula
Lineage: Eukaryota; Viridiplantae; Streptophyta; Magnoliopsida; Malvales; Dipterocarpaceae
Source: the annotation of a GenBank genome assembly
AAAAAUAAUCCUCAAUUUCUUUCUUCUUUAUCCCUACGUCUCCAUCCAUUGCGGCUAACAAACAAAUCUCAAUUGGUUGAUUGAUCGCCGGCGACAUCUAAUCUCAUCGCGAUUCCGUUCUUAUUUGUUGGGUUUAGGUGAUCAUGAAGUUUUGGAAGAGUCUGAGUAUUUUGAUCGAGGAGACGUUACCCGAUUGGAGGGACAAGUUUUUGUCUUACAAGGAUUUGAAGAAGCAGCUGAAGCUGAUAUACCCGAAAGACGGAGGGGAAAGGCCGCCCAGUAAGCGGCCAAGGUUGGGUGUUUCUGACGGUGGUAAUGAUUCUGGUUGCAGUCCGAGAGAGGAGAGUGAGGUGUCGAAAGAGGUGAUAGAUUUUGUGAUGUUGUUGGAGGAUGAGAUUGAAAAGUUCAAUGCUUUUUUCCUUGAGAAAGAAGAGCUGUAUGUUAUCAUGUGGAAGGAGCUACAGGAUAAGGUAGCAAAGGCAGAGGAUUCAGAUGAAGAGUUAAUGAAAGUAGAGUUGAUGACAGUAGGGAGGGAGAUAGUAGAUUUCCAUGGAGAGAUGGUUUUAUUGGAGAAUUACAGUGCCCUUAAUUAUACAGGACUAGUGAAGAUCAUAAAGAAAUAUGACAAGCGAAGUGGGGCUCUUAUUCGCUUGCCCUUCAUCCAGAAGGUCUUGCAACAACCAUUCUACAAGACUGAUGUGCUUAACAAGCUUGUCAAGGAGUGUGAGAUGAUGCUUGAUCAUCUUUUCUCCAUGAAUGAACCAUCAACUUUACAAGCAAUUGAUGAGAAAGAAUCUGACUCUAAAGCUUCUGUCACAAGUAAGGAAGGGCUGCUCAGUGGACCCAAAGAACUUGCAGAAAUUGAGAGUAUGGAAAACAUGUAUAUGAGGCUAACUGCAUCAGCAUUACGUGUCUUGAAGGAGAUCCGGAGUGGCAGUUCUACUGUGAGCAUGUUCUCAUUACCACCCUGGCAAAGUAAUUCCUUAGAGGGGGAAUGGAAGAAAAUUCAAGUGUUGGAACAGGCAGCAAAGUAGGGUUUUCAUCUCCUCCUUUGGGAUGAAGGGCAAGCAAAUAAUAGGAACAUGUACCACUCUUUCCUCCUCUGAGUUACUGACUCUGUUAUCUUUUUUCUUCCCUUUGUUGUUUUCCAUAUAUUUCAUACACAUGCUGAAGUUAGAUACUGACCUAGCUGUUGUAUCCUCAAGUGAGGUUAACGACCUUUUCCUGUAGAGAUUAGGGAUUUUUAUAAAGUGGAAGAAUGUACUUUUGAAUUUUCAUCCUUCUUGAUGCUGUCUGUUGUGUUUGGUUAAAGUCAGACCUUCAGAUUGCAGUGUUCCUAUGGCUAGGGUAGCUGAUCAAAGUUUCUGUAACGAAUGUAUUUAGUUCUUGAAAAGAAAAAAGCUUUGACAUG